GAUAUUCAUCGCAGACAUUCUCGCUUGGAAGGUUUUUGGGGAAGAAAUCGACUUUAACGAAGUGAAAUGUAUCUUGAUGUCUGUACCUAAUACAAAGGAAAGACGUGCUACGUAACACUGAAAUUUUUAAAUGGGAAUCCAUGAUGUAGAUGUCUUAAAAUAGAUUUUCUUUGAUGUCCGAAUUUAUAUUAAGCUUUAUAACUUUAUUUAUUUAAGAUGUUUCGUUUCUUUUUGGAAAUUUUAAAUAUGUUUGAAAUACUUCAGAAUAAGAAUAUGUAAAAAUAAUAAAACAUUAUCUUUUUACACCUGGAUGAAAGAAUAAAAUGUAAAAACGGUCUGUCGCCUAUCGAUCGUGCGUCGAAUCAUGCUUUCGGUUCAACCAUGGUUUCAUUAAGUGGAUGUUCAAAUGACGUCACAUAAUUGUGCAAGGUUAGAAUGGAGUAGUAGUAAACAAAAACGUUUAUUUUCACUCAGAUCUUCGCAAUGAGAUGUUGCUUGCAUAAGAAGGCUUGGAAGAAGAAGAAGCAUACAUGAAAAAUAUUUUCACCCAAGAUGGCAAGCCUGAUUUGCAAAUGGAGAAAUAGCUGACAUUCAAAAGCUGAGGUUAUAUUUCUUUGAUUGAAAGCAAAAUGGAAGAUAAAAGUUUCCUGGAUAUUGGUGAUACGCUUCUGUCCGAAGUUCUUGUUGAAUAUACUUCAGAUGACGUUGUAAAUAAGAUCAAAGAAACCUCCUCAGCUAAACAAAGUUCUCAACCAUUUUUAGUUAACAUGAAAGAAGUGAAUUGCUCUCGUGAGCUGCUUAUAGAAUACUUACAACUCGCCAUGGAUGAUUUUGGUUUCUGUGUUAUGGAUAACUUUCUCUCAGAUGAAGAUAGCAGAAAAGUUUGUUUAGAAUGUGAAGCCUUGUCACUUAUUCCUGGCUUAUUAGAGGAUGCUGGAAAAUAUGGUGAAGAAGACAACAAAAUUAAUACUUUUCGUAGCGAUUUAAUUUGCUGGUUAAAUGGCAGUGAAAAAUUAUGUGCAAGUAUAAACACAUUAAACUUUACUUUUAACAUACUUGUUAGCUCGUUACUGAAAAAUCGCACACGCGUUACGCAUAAAUCACACACUCAAUUGUCGUACUUUCCCGCCAAAUCGUUUGGUUACAAACAUCACAUUGACAAUCCAAAUAAUAAUGGUAGACUUCUGACAGUUAUUUAUUUUUGUAACAAAGACUAUGACGUAACUAAAGAUGGCGGAAUAUUUCGAUGUUACAUUAAAAAUAAUACAAAAUACGUUGAUCUGGAACCUAAAUACAAUCGCGCUUUUAUUCACUGGUCAGAUCGACGAAUCAUGAAAGAAACGCUACCCUGCAACCGAAAUAUUUUCUCCUUGACUUCUUGGUAUUUUGAUUCUUUAGUCUAGAAUAAACAAGAAGUACCACAUACAUAUAUAUUUUUUUUUAACAAAAAUCAAAAAUGGCCGUUUUUGAUUUGUUUAUUGAACUUUUAUUUUUGGAAGAAAAAAACAGUAAAUUUAAUUAAAUCAAAACAAACAUAUAUAUACCUUCUAUGAUGA
Hydractinia symbiolongicarpus is the source of this 1556-nucleotide messenger RNA. Its product is annotated as egl nine homolog 1-like. The record is from RefSeq and is a predicted model, not a curated record. Gene Ontology annotation, cellular component: cytoplasm; nucleus. The coding region runs from base 630 to 1403 and encodes 257 amino acids. Lineage: Eukaryota; Metazoa; Cnidaria; Hydrozoa; Anthoathecata; Hydractiniidae. Gene Ontology annotation, biological process: peptidyl-proline hydroxylation to 4-hydroxy-L-proline; cellular response to hypoxia. The transcript has a single exon. Gene Ontology annotation, molecular function: peptidyl-proline 4-dioxygenase activity; L-ascorbic acid binding; ferrous iron binding.